This is a messenger RNA of Enterobius vermicularis (human pinworm), 1140 nucleotides long. Lineage: Eukaryota; Metazoa; Nematoda; Chromadorea; Rhabditida; Oxyuridae. The record is from the annotation of a GenBank genome assembly.
AUGGACUUUCCUUUGUUUGUUGAGAAAUAUGAAAUUAAUGGCCGCAUAUAUAGGCGAAACCCAUCGAAGAGGAUGAAAAGUGGGUUUGAACAGAGGGGUGGUGAUACUGCGGAUCUGUAUGGGUCAGAAGAAGAGAUGGAAACUACUGCAUCUCGUGCAGAGGACCUUACGAGUGAAACACACUGUUCGAUGGCUGCAGAAAGUGACAGAACAGAUGAGCACUGUGAAUGCGGAAUGCAGAAUAAUUUACCAAAUAAAAGUUCAAAAUAUCCAGUCGUCUUCAAUGAAAAGUCGCAAAAAUGGUCCACAAAAAUCGCAGUUCCGCACGAGCUGAUCAGAUUCGUUGUCGGAGCGAAGGGAGCAGUGAAAAAGAAAAUUGAAGAGGAGACGACUUCACGUAUUAUUAUUCCAAAUAAGGAGAAGGAACAACCUUUAGAGGUUGUCUCAAAGUCCGAAGAUUGUGUUAAUCGUUGUAGAGAUAGAAUUGAAUUGAUUGUCAUGAGUGCUCGUGAAAAAGCUCCCUUUACACACUUUGUCUCAUUUUCGGCUGCCGUUCCGGAUAUUCAGAAUUCAUUUGCAGAAUUUGCAAAGCGUGUGAAAGAAGAUGAAGAGCUUUCGGAAACUUGUCGGGAUGAGGAUCUUUUUCAAGAGCCAGAAAAGCUCCAUUUUACUAUUGUUAUGCUGUCAUUGCUUGAUUCGUGUGAGAGAGUAGCGGCAGCUAAAACCCUAACGGAAGUUGUGGAGGAUAAAAUCAGAAAUUUAAUAGGAAAGGAACCAUUAGAUUUAAAAGUUUAUGGUUUGGAGUACAUGAAUGACGACCCGACGAAAGUGAACGUUUUAUACGCAGCCGUUCGAUCCGAGAGAGUACAACAAGUGGCUGACGAAAUUGCCAGGAGUAUGAAGGAAGCGGGUUUUUCUCGUCAAGAUGAAGAUUCUGUAAAACUUCAUCUUACUUUAAUGAACACAAGAUAUGCGUGGGAAAAAGGGAAGAGGAUUUAUAUGGACGUAACCAAACUGAUGGAGAAAUACAGUGACUUUGAUUUUGGGAAGUUUACUGUUACAGAGAUUCACAUAUCAAGCCUUAACGACCCGAAAGGUGAAGAUGGGUACUACAGAAGUAUUGCAUCAAUAAAGCUGUGA